Hyalella azteca is the source of this 2274-nucleotide messenger RNA. RefSeq lists its product as uncharacterized. The record is from RefSeq and is a predicted model, not a curated record. The transcript is spliced from 3 exons. The coding region runs from base 361 to 846 and encodes 161 amino acids. Lineage: Eukaryota; Metazoa; Arthropoda; Malacostraca; Amphipoda; Hyalellidae.
ACUUGUUACAUUCUUCCUAUCCUACAAAGUUCUGCUACCAUAUUAAAUUUUGAAAGGUGCCUGCAAAAUAGUGUGAUUACCAUACUGAGUUCAAUUAUAUAUGUUUGUAACUGCAGCAAAUUUACUGUCCAAAUAUCAUGUACUAGAUUAUAACUAAACUGAUGCUUCAGUGUAAGAUUUGGUGUGCAUAGAUACAAUAUCUUAUAUUCAAUAUCACUUUAUAUUUGAUCAAUCAGUUUGAAACUUCAAUGUGUCUGCCAUUUAUAAGUUAGUCAGCAAAUACAUUUGCCGGAUAUAUUGCUUAGUUUCACGUAAUAAGAUUUCCUGCUGAGUGGGUGAACUAAACAAGAGGUAGGGAAGAUGUUUCAUGAACACACGACACCAAAACCUCAGAGAAGGUAUAGACAGACAAGGUUGGGGCGAGCUCUGUGUCGUCUACAACAGCAAUGUUCCCCAUCAACAUCUAAGUCCCCACCGUGGCUACAAUCUGUUCAAGAGCCUAGUGAAAAGAAUACAGCUGAGACCUCUGGUGCUUCACCCACAGUACUAUCCACCAAAACCUCCUGCAUCAACAUGAACCGAAAGAAAAUUUAUCUUGGGCGCCCACCAAGUUCAGAGUCAUCAUCAUCUACCAAUGGCUCUCAUUCAGUUAAUUCAAAAAUCAACUCCAUUUCUAAUGUCAAUACAAAUAAAACUAUUGAGAGCAAUAAAAGAACAUUGAAUUUGAGUGAUGGUUUAGUAAACAAUAAGAAGCUCAAGACCUCAGUAACUGCUGUUGUGUCUCCAAUUAGUGAGGAGAAGACCGCGUCCAAGCCGUCCAAGCACCCUGCUGUGUCAUGGCCUUGAAUAUCCCUGCACAUUUGUACACAUGAAAUGCCUUCCUGCCUUGCGUUGUUGUUUCUUCUUGUGUAGCCUGUUAAUUGGAGGUGUGUCUCUCUGGUCAUUUGUUAAUGUCAAUUUUAUGGUAAUGAUAAACGUGUAUGGUUUUACUCUUUCAAUUAUGCUAGGUAUAAGUUGAGACUCCUCAGAAUUAUUGCAUCAAAUACUUUAGAAAAUUUGUCACUAUUGCUCAUAAGGCUCCAUAGAAAUUUAAGCUCGACAGGUUUGAUGUUGUGAUAGUGUUAGUAACCUUUACUGCAAAUAUUCUUCUUAAAUUCAGGGGAUCAUGCGUGUGUAAACAGAGGAUCUUCAGAGUUUUAAUUAAAAAGUGUACAUUUAGAUGACAUUAUAAUCAGCUAUAACACACAAUUUAACACAAUGUUGUGGUGAUUAUACAUGUUUUUUGCUAAUCAAAAUUUUGUAUUGUAAGAAUUGAUUGUAACAAUUAUAGUUCCAUUAGAAUGAGAAUUCUCCAGCAUCUCUGAUAGAUGAAGUUGAGGUUCAUUAAUGACUUGGGUUACUUUAGAGAAUCGUUUUCAAUUGAGAGCUGUCAAGGACAGGCAUUUCUCAGAGUAAUAUCACAUUUAUAUUAACAAGAGUGUGCUGCUGUUCAUUUGUGGAAGAUGUUCAAAACCACUUCAUGAGUCAAAUUACUUCUUGAUAAGUAUGAUAUAGCAUGAUCAUCAAGGGCCAUACUAUCAGAAAUGGCUAAUGGGUGUAGACGUCUUUUCAACCUAAACAAACCAAUCGCGGACUAAAAAUUGACCAUUACAUGAAUAUAUUUAGGCUGCUAUGCGUAAGCAAUUUGUGAUAAUAUAGCGCUUGGGGAAUUAAGUUAACAAGAAUUUGUUCAGCAAAGAUGCACGCCAUUGCCUUGCAGUCCAGCAGCCAGAACGCUGCUGACGAAGGCGCUGUAGGUGACGUUCCCUGUGACGGCUCCCACAGCCGCAGGGUUCUUGCGUUCUGUUGUCACCUGGAAACCUCCUGGUCCUCCCACCUCCACCUCCACUACAUGCCAACUGCUCAGCCUGCCAUACAACGUAGUCAGUCAAUAAAACCUCCAUUACUUACUGACCAAUAUGCUACCGCAACAAACAUCUGCUCCUAGUAUUCAACAAGUUGCUGUGAAGUCUGCAGUAUGCAUACUUAUUGGUCAACAAUCCUGAAAAUAUCAAUUUAUUGCUGAGCUAAUGAUCAUUACCAUCAUAUUUUAUUUAUAUUCAACUUGAGUUUUGAUGAGAUGUAUAAUCUGCGUUUUGUAUAGCGAUUAUCGGUGCCGUCGAAGAAAGAGAGCGCAUAGGUACUAAAUGGACUAUAAUCAUUGGGAAUACUAGGUGCGUCCUUGCUUUGGAUGAUUGUUAGCCAUUUAUGUGUGCAUUAAACCUGAAUCUCUUA